Molecule: messenger RNA, 1041 nt
Organism: Terrapene triunguis (Three-toed box turtle)
Lineage: Eukaryota; Metazoa; Chordata; Testudines; Emydidae
Gene: DND1
Product: DND microRNA-mediated repression inhibitor 1
Exons: 5
Coding region: 1-1041 (346 amino acids)
Biological process (GO): negative regulation of miRNA-mediated gene silencing; germ cell development; mRNA stabilization
Cellular component (GO): nucleus; cytoplasm
Molecular function (GO): mRNA binding
Source: RefSeq, a predicted model, not a curated record
AUGGAGGGCGCGCUGGAGGCGCAGAUGUGGAGUGAUGCUGUCAAUCAGAACAAUAAAACAGCCCUGUUGGCCUGGGUGAAGGAGACUGGCAUCCAACUGGUACAGGUCAAUGGUCAGAGGAAGUAUGGAGGCCCUCCCUCAGGCUGGAUUGGGGAGCCCCCUCCAUCUGGCUCAGAGGUAUUCAUUGGAAAACUCCCUCAGGACAUCUAUGAAAACAAACUAAUUCCUCUCUUCCAAAGCGUGGGCAAGCUGUACGAGUUCCGCCUCAUGAUGACCUUCAGUGGGCUCAACCGUGGCUUUGCCUAUGCCAAGUACAGCAAUCGGCGCAGUGCGCAAAUAGCUAUUGCUGCUCUGAACAACUUUGAGGUGCAGAAGGGCUGCCCCAUCAUGGUUUGCAGGAGCACUGAGAAGUGUGAGCUGUGUGUGGAUGGCCUGUCAUCCUCAGUGGAGCAGGGCCAGCUGCGGACACUGUUGCAGGAGGUGACCACGGGGGUCCUGAACAUCUCCCUGUAUCCCAGCCCCUCCCGGAAGGGGGGACAGCUCGCAGUGCUGAAAUACAACUCCCACCGAGCUGCGGCCAUGGCCAAGAAAACUCUAGUGGAAGGUAACUUGGGCCUGUAUGGAGAGGAAAUUGAAGUGGAUUGGCUGAAAGUAGACAUGAAGCAGAAACUCCGUGCCAGCACAGAGAGAACCUUCCCAGAAAGCUUGCAGCCUGGUGGCUGCAAGAGUGGCAGUCCGAGCCAGACGCCUCAUGGUGCCGUGACGUGCCCUUUGCCACAGGCAUUCUGCGUGUUAGACUACCUGAACGCACUGUGCAAGAAGCAGCGGCUGGGAAUCCCGGUGUUUCUGACUAAAUGUGUCCAAGCGAACCCUGACGGCUGGCUGCGGUUCUGGUAUCAGGUGGUGAUUCCAGGUUACCCAUCCCCCUUCAGUGGGUUUAUGUGGAUCAAACCUGAUAAGUCUGGCUUGAGUGGACAUGACAAGGCCAAGAAUGCCAUAGCGCUGCAGCUGCUCAAAACUUUGGGGUGCCCGGUGGUGUAG